AUGCAUUUGUUUGCGGAAAUCGGGUAUGCUAUUCCUCUCAAACAAGGUUGCUAUUAUUUAAGAAAUAUCGCUUUUUUGGCAAAUAUCUCUUAUUUCUUAAAAAAUUACCUCAUUCUUUUCUAAACGGUUUGGCGUAACGUAAUUUCCUGUUAUCUGACUUGGCGAUACCCACUAUUUUAGAGUAACCAUAUGAAGUGCCAAGAGGCGGCAGAGAAAAGAAGAAAGAAGGGAGAAAAAUAAUAAUAAAAGACCACCGCAAAGAGUAGCAGAUGUGCGUGUUCCAGGUUUUCUUUGUUUAAAGUACUUUUUGAGAUCAAUGUUGUUGUUCCUCGUGUGCGUGAAACUUCAUUAGACAUUGUCAUUGUUGGAAAAAUCAACUGACUAAAAUGAACGAGGCUUAAUUAAUUAAUUUUGAACUUACUAAGUUGUUUAUUUUGUUAUUUUCCACGAAUAUUAAUUUUUUUUGCCCUGAUGACAGCUUGUGAUCAGAUUCAAUAUUAUAUUGUAGGCUCUGUGUGCGAUGCAGAGGUUGAUGCAUUAAAUGGAUUAUUGGAACUUUCUAAAUCAAAAGGAUAUAUGAUAAAUCGCAUAUUACAAGAUCUAUGCGAGGUUGAACAAGAUCCUGUGCCAAACGAUAUUGAGAGGCCGGCCACGCCUUCGACAAGAAGUGCGGUACGAAGCACUCCUUCUCCGCAAAAUGGAAAAAAACUGCACGUGUGUCCUUAUGCCAACUGUGAUAAAGCCUAUGGAAAAAGCUCACACCUUAAAGCACAUUUUAGAACUCAUACAGGUGAGCGACCUUUCAUGUGCAAUUGGAUGCAAUGUGGCAAAAGGUUUGCUCGCUCCGAUGAACUGGCUCGUCACAUGCGCACCCAUACAGGUGAAAAGAAGUUUUUCUGCCCUCUCUGUGAUGCCAGAUUUAUGAGAAGUGAUCAUCUCUCUAAACAUGCACGACGCCAUCCAGAUUUUCAACCGCACAUGCUGGCAAAAAAGAGAAGCAGCCAUGAGUUAAAAACUUACCAAGUGACAACGGACUCAGUGAAUGAAAGCUCAGGCACUUCGGAAUCUUCUGAAACAAUGCAUUAACUUUAUUGUUUCUCUUCCUUUAUCAAAUUGUACAAGGCCCCAUUACAACUAGAGAUGUACUGACUUACCAUCAUGAGAAAAAACCCUGCUUGGUUUCUGUCGGUCGCUAUAGAAACAGGCGAUUCCAUUUAACGAUUUAUGUGGUGGGAAGCAUAUAUUGUUUCGUUUGGCGCGAUUAGGCGGAACAAAACUGUAACUGAUUGAAGAUUGCAAAACGAAUUAUUAUUAAUUCUUACUUUUUUUACGUCAGCCUAUUCGCUCAGAAUUAGAAUUAUAUUUUCAUAUAAUUAAAUAACCAGUUUCUAAAGCGACAGACAUCAACCAGUCUGAUGGCUAAGGUUUUUCUCCUGGUGGUAAGUGAAUUUAUCAUUCACCAUUCUAUUUUAACUAACCUGCUCAAGCUAUUUGUUGAUAUGACAGCCUUUUUAAGUGCUAUUAAACACUUGUAAUCUAUGAUACUUGAAUAACUACGGAAGUAUUUUAUUACAGUCAUUUGUAUGUAUUUUAUCAGUUUCCUAUUAGGUAGUCCGUAUUAAAUUUUAAUCAAUUAUUAUUAUUUUUUAUUCUAUUUUCUUGAAAGUAUUUUAUGUUUCGUAAUUAACUACUUAAUUUUGAUGUUAAUGUACAUAAAAAACCUCGUUAAUAUUCUGUAACAUUAAAAAAUUUUGCCUUUUA
Molecule: messenger RNA, 1761 nt
Organism: Parasteatoda tepidariorum (common house spider)
Lineage: Eukaryota; Metazoa; Arthropoda; Arachnida; Araneae; Theridiidae
Product: Krueppel-like factor 9
Biological process (GO): regulation of transcription by RNA polymerase II
Molecular function (GO): RNA polymerase II cis-regulatory region sequence-specific DNA binding; DNA-binding transcription factor activity, RNA polymerase II-specific
Source: RefSeq, a predicted model, not a curated record